AUGGAACAAAAUCUCAAGCUUGAUAAAGGAGAUGAACAAGGGAAGGUUGAUGCAAAUCAGUACAAAAGAUUAGUAGGGAGACUUCUCUACUUACAAGCCACAAGACCGGACAUAGCUUAUUUAGUUAAUGUCAUAAGCCAAUUUAUUGUUGAUCCUAGACAAAACCAUAUGGAUGUUGUCUCCAGAGUGCUUCACUAUCUCAAGUCCACACCUAGGCAAGGUAUCAUAUUGCCAAAGGAUGGAGGAACCAAUUUGGUUACAUAUUGUGAUUCGGAUUGGCUUGGGUGUCCUUACUCUCAGCGUUCAAGAACAGGCUACUUGCUUCUUCUAGGAGGAGCUCCAAUAUCAUGGAAGUCCAAGAAACAAUCUGUGGUCUCUCGUUCUUCGGCUGAGGCAGAAUACAAUGCCAUGGAAACAACCGUAAGUGAAAUUUUGUGGGUUCUUUGGUUACUCUGUGAGCUCGAUGCACAGCCUAUUGGUCCGACUCCCCUCUUUUGUGACAAUCAAGCGGCCAGGCAUAUUGCUAACAAUCCAGUGUUCCAUGAACAGACCAAGCAUGUUGAAAUGGACUGUCAUUUUGUUCGUGAGCGAGUUGAAACUAAGGAAGUUAAACCUUUAUACAUCGACACCAAGCAUCAAAUCGCAGACCUGUUUACCAAGCCUUUAGGUGCUCAGCAACUUCAAUCUCUUCUGGUCAAGUUGGUUUCUAUAAACCUACACACUCCAACUUGA
Lactuca sativa (garden lettuce) is the source of this 732-nucleotide messenger RNA. Lineage: Eukaryota; Viridiplantae; Streptophyta; Magnoliopsida; Asterales; Asteraceae. The record is from RefSeq and is a predicted model, not a curated record.